AUGACUAUUCAAAUCGAGCCUUCGGAGCUGGGCUUCAAGCCUGCAGGCCCUUUCAACCAUGAGGUUUGCCAGGUGCUCCGCUUGAGCAACCCAAACCAGGAAGCUGUGGUUUUCAAGGUCAAAACCACCGCUCCGAAGCAUUAUUGUGUGCGCCCCAACUCGGGCCACAUCGAGCCGGGCCAGUCUGUUGAGGUUCAAGUGCUGCUGCAAGCUAUGAAGGAGGAGCCUGCUCCAGGUGCCAAGUGCAAGGACAAGUUCCUGGUCCAGGCCGUCCCGGUCUCCCGUGGCUUGGAGAAUGCCACCGUCUCUCAGAUCUUUGAUCAAACCCCCAAGGCCGACGUGGUUGAGCGCAAGAUCCGUGUCGUCUUCAUCGCAACAGAUGCCUCCUCAGACAAGGCCAACGAAUCGGUUCUCGACGAGGAACCCCCCUCGUAUAACUCCCCCGGCGGCGGUAACUUCCAGACCCCUGCUCCCAAGAAGAUCCAAUCCGACGAAGCUUCCCCGAUCCCCGCCCCCGACUUCGCCGAGAAAUACAGCCCCGAAUCUCCCCAGCGCGAGCCCGCAUCCGCCAUUUCCACCGCGCGUUCUGCCGUUGCCAAUGCCCUGCCCUCAAGCGAUGAUGUCAAGGCUCAACUUGCCGAAGCCAAUGCCACAAUUCAGCGCCUCAAGGACCGCCUCGCAGACCAAGGUCUCCGGCAACGCAAGACUGGCGCCGAGGCCGGCUCGGCCGCCCCCGCCACUAUGCAGCAGUCACAUGCGCAAGGGCAGGGUGGUGUGUCGAUCCAGAUUGUCGCGGCACUGUGUCUGCUGAGCUUCCUGAUCGCCUACUUUUUCUUCUGA
Messenger RNA from Penicillium brevicompactum, 840 nucleotides. RefSeq lists its product as uncharacterized. Gene Ontology annotation, molecular function: FFAT motif binding. Gene Ontology annotation, cellular component: endoplasmic reticulum membrane; plasma membrane. NCBI's taxonomy places the organism in Eukaryota, Fungi, Ascomycota, Eurotiomycetes, Eurotiales, Aspergillaceae. The record is from RefSeq and is a predicted model, not a curated record. Bases 1 to 840 code for a protein of 279 amino acids. The transcript has 7 exons. Gene Ontology annotation, biological process: endoplasmic reticulum membrane organization.